Molecule: messenger RNA, 1914 nt
Organism: Dermatophagoides pteronyssinus (European house dust mite)
Lineage: Eukaryota; Metazoa; Arthropoda; Arachnida; Sarcoptiformes; Pyroglyphidae
Gene: Pgm1
Product: phosphoglucose mutase 1
Biological process (GO): carbohydrate metabolic process
Cellular component (GO): cytosol
Molecular function (GO): magnesium ion binding; phosphoglucomutase activity
Source: RefSeq, a predicted model, not a curated record
AACCAAAUCAAUUUUUUGUAAUCAACAUUAUUUGUUGACCUUGUCAAUUUUUGUUAUCAUCUGAAAGAAAGAAAAUAUAUCACAUAAUUGGCAGACAUUUGUCAAGAGUAUUACAAUAUUGGUACUCGUCAAUCAUUGCGAAUGUCAAUUACAAAACAGCAAUGACAGCAAUGAUUAAAAUAGUUAAAACCAAACCAUUUGAUGGACAAAAACCGGGUACAAGUGGUCUUCGUAAACCGGUCAAAACAUUUGAACACCCAGGUUAUCUGGAAAAUUUUAUUCAAUCGAUUUUGGAUGUUUCGUUAGCCGAUGUUAAGGAUCGAAAAACCGUACAAUUAGUGAUAGGUGGUGAUGGCCGUUAUUAUUCAUCGCAUGCAAUACAGACAAUUAUUUCCAUGUGUGCUGCCAACGAGGUUGGUCAUUUGAUUGUCGCUCAAAAUGGUAUAAUGUCAACACCGGCCAUAUCGGCUGUAAUUCGUACGAGAAAUGCACAUGGUGGUAUUAUUCUUACUGCUAGUCAUAAUCCAGGUGGUCCUCACGGUGAUUUUGGCGUCAAAUAUAAUUGUUCCAAUGGUGGUCCAGCACCUGAUCAGAUAACCGAUGCAAUCUAUGCUCGUAGCAAAGAAAUCCACAGAUACAAAUGUUUGGAAUCGAUGCCCGUUGUGAAUGUUAGCCAACUUGGCCAGCAUAUUAUCAAGUAUUCUGGUGAUGGCGAAAUGAUGGUCGAAGUAGUCGAUUCGGUUGAUAUGUAUCUAGAACUGUUGAAAAGGAUUUUCGAUUUUGAAUUAUUACGUCGAUUCGUUUCGACCAAACGAUUACGGAUCGAUGCAAUGAACGGUGUAAUGGGUCCUUAUGUUUGUCGAAUCAUUGUACAAGAACUGGGUGCCAAUGCAGAUGCAGCCGUUCGUUGUAAACCAUUACCAGAUUUUGGUGGCCAUCAUCCGGAUCCAAAUCUAACUUAUGCAGCCGAUCUGGUCGAUCAGAUGCGCAACGGAGAUUAUGAUUUUGGAGCUGCAUUCGAUGGUGACGGAGAUCGAAACAUGAUUCUCGGCGCCAAAGGUUUUUUCGUCACCCCAUCUGAUUCGUUGGCUGUGUUAGGCGAAAAUCUGGAACAAAUUCCAUAUUUUCGUGGUCGUGGUGUAAAAGGCUAUGCAAGAUCGAUGCCAACAUCAAGAGCAAUCGAUCUGGUAGCAAAGAAAACCGGUCUUAAAUGUUAUGAAACACCAACUGGUUGGAAAUAUUUCGGAUCACUUUUGGAUGCCGGUAUGGUAUCGAUUUGUGGUGAAGAAAGUUUCGGUACCGGUUCUGAUCAUAUUCGAGAAAAAGAUGGCCUAUGGGCUGUAUUAGCGUGGCUAUCGAUUUGGGCAACUAUGCCUGAUCAUAGUGUCGAAUCGAUUGUUCGACAACAUUGGCGCCAAUUCGGUCGAUGUUACUAUUCUCGUUAUGAUUAUGAAAAUUGUGAUGUCGAAUCUUGUGAACGAAUGAUGGCCACACUCGAUCAUAAGAUUGCUGCCAAUCAAUUGCCAAAGACAAUCAAUUCGGACGAUGGAAAAACUUACCAUGUUGAUAAAGCCUAUAAUUUUGGAUAUACUGAUCCGGUAUCCGGUGAACAAACAUGCAAUCAAGGUUUAGUCAUUCAAUUCAAUGAUGGUUUAUGUCGCAUUAUGUUUCGAUUAAGUGGAACAGGAUCGACCGGUGCUACCGUUCGAUUAUAUCUCGAACAAAUGGAAAUGGAUUCGGAAAAAGCCGUUUCCGGUUGUUUAGAAGACUAUAUACGACCAUUAGCAAAAGUAGCGUUGGAAAUUUCAAAGUUGCAAGAAUUUACUGGCCGAGAUCGACCUACAGUUAUUACAUGAUUGAAUAAUUGUAAUAGACAUUUUUGUUGAAAUAAAAUUUUAUUCUUUUUAUUCAAAA